Zymoseptoria tritici IPO323 is the source of this 2268-nucleotide messenger RNA. RefSeq lists its product as uncharacterized. The transcript is spliced from 2 exons. Bases 1 to 2268 code for a protein of 755 amino acids. Gene Ontology annotation, cellular component: exocyst. NCBI's taxonomy places the organism in Eukaryota, Fungi, Ascomycota, Dothideomycetes, Mycosphaerellales, Mycosphaerellaceae. Gene Ontology annotation, biological process: exocyst localization; exocytosis. The record is from RefSeq and is a predicted model, not a curated record. Gene Ontology annotation, molecular function: SNARE binding.
AUGAAUGAAGGCACGCUCGAGGACGGCUCGUCCAGGCUGGCGGAGCUCCUCAAGAACCCCGACGACUUGGACAAGCUGCCUUCGCUGCGCGGGGAAUUUACCCGGAAGAAGGCCGCAAUCGAUGGACAAUUGAAGCAUGGAUUGAAAGAGCAGUUGGAGAUUACACAGAGUGGGAUGAACAGCAUCAGCGACGGGCAGGGCAUUGUGGCAUUGAUCAAGGAAGAGAUGAUGAAGAUCGACAAGCUGUGCGCUGAGGCUCAGGGCAUGAUCGAGGACUUUCCAGAGAUCAAUCGCAUGAGUAUUAUGCAGCGCAACUUUGCGGCAGUGGAGAGCAUCAAGGCGAACAUCGACACAUUUGGAGACCAGUUGGACGAGCUCGAGGAUCUCCUGAAAGAGGACGAUGGGGAUCUGGACGGCCAACCCAACCUUCUGGCCAUACAUGCGGGAUUGAGCUCACUGCGUGAUGUGCGGGAUCAGGCCAUGGAUCAAGUGAAAAGCAGCGCCGAAGGCGAGACUGGUGUCACAUUAAGAGACUACUUCCAAAGAUUGGACGAUGUUGUGGACUGGUUCGACGAGCACGUCGGGCAAGCCUGUAUAAAUCUCAUACCUCUCAUCCAAGCUGGAAACAACGGAUUGGUGGUACGACUAGGACUGGUAAUCGAGGCAGAGGAGAAGAAGGACCGACAAACCAAAGCCCUGCAGGAUGCUCAGAGAGAAUUUCAGGACGUGGCCUCUCGCUUCAAGAGUAUCAACGUGGGUCAAAGAGAGCUACGUGGCUACAAGAAGAAGUUUCUUCAAGCAGUUGAAGUCAGCGCUGCUGCACAAUUCGAACAGGUCCAGCAGGCUUUCGAAGAUGAUCCGGAGAAGCUGGAGAAGGCAUGCAGGUGGUACUUCAACGAUUUGAACACUGUAAAAUUGGGCAUGCAGGAACUGAUGCCCAAGAAGUGGAAGAUCUUCAAGACUUUCGUCGACAUCUACCACAAGCUAAUGCACGACUUCCUCGUACAGAGGCUGGACGAUCCCAACAUCACCCCGGUACACAUGUUGGCUAUUCUAGCGUGGGUCGAGAAAUACCACACCAAAAUGGGCCGUCUCGGUGUCUCGCCGGACACACUCAGUCCACAUGUCAUUGAUGAGCGAGAAAGCGAUCUUGUGCGUGAGUACCGCACUCUCAUCGUUCGCGCUGUCGAAGAAUGGAUGGACCGUAUGGCUGCAUCGGAUCGGAAAAUGUUCCUCACAAGAGUUGAGGGGAGUCUGGAUCAAGAUGCCAACGAGCAACUGCACACCAAGAGUCUCAGCGACAUGUGGACUAUGCUCAGAGAGCAGUUGUCAGUCGCACAAUCGUCGGGUCGACCUGACGUUGUGGAGGGAGUCGUCGAUGCCAUGAUGCGAGCACUCAAAGGUCGCCAACAGAUGUGGGAGUCUCUCGUGGACGACGAGUAUCGCAAAAUUGAGAAUGCGACCGAAGCGUCCCAGCUCGAAGGCGUGGGAAGUCUACAAGAGUGGCUCGUGGCGAUCGCGAACGAUCAAAUCACAAACAUUGACGACGAUCCCGCUCUGGACUCUGUCUCUUUCCUCACCCGCUUCAAGGCCGACUACGAACCCCUCGUUUCGCCCGCCUACGCCGUCACCAGCACCUCCGAUCACGAAACCCUGACUAACGGCUAUGUUGAUCUCGCGACACACUGCAUGAGUCUCUUCGCUGCCGUGAUUUUCGCAACCGACAUCAAACCUGUCCUGACCGAGUUCUUCACCCAAGCGUGGUACACGAAGAAAACCAUGGCCUCCAUCGUCACCACUUUUGAAGACUACCUCAAAGACUUCACUCCCAUCCUGCAUCAUUCUCUCCGCGACAUAUUCAUCGAAGAACUCUCCGACGUUCUCCUCGUACGCUACCUCGAAUGCGUCAAACAGAAGGGCGUCAAGUUCCGGCGCUCGGAUCCGUUCACGGAGAAAAUAAAGGACGAUGUGGUCACGGUGUUCAACUUUUUCGGGCAGCAGUCUGGGGACGCGUUUGAAUUAAUCAAAGACAAGUGGCGUGUGAUCAAUGCGUUUGAGAGCCUGCUCUCGGCGGACAAAGGUCCGAGUGUAGUGGACGCAUUUCAGCGUUUGAAGGAGCAAUACUGGGAUGUGCAGAUCGGCUGGGUCGAGGCUGUCUUGCGGGCACGAGAUGAUUACGAUAGGAGCAUGCUGAGCUCUGUGAAGGCGGCGGCGGCGAAUAUGAGCAUCGAGCGUGGUCCGGAGACGGUCAUGAGCAAAGUGAAGUGA